AUGAAGCAGCUUAAAAAGCUCACCUGCACAGAGAAUGAGGUUCUGGAGGACGUUAAACAAGGCUACCAUAAGGAGCAUCUUUAUGACAGCAGACACCUCAAGAACUCUCACUCCAGACGCAAGAGAAGCAUUGAGGAGGCAGUGCCUGCUGUCUGUAAGACUCGCACAGUGAUCUACGAGAUCCCACGCAGUCAGGUCGAUCCCACGGCCGCCAACUUCCUGAUCUGGCCUCCGUGUGUGGAGGUGAGACGAUGCUCAGGCUGCUGCAACACCAGCAACAUGCGCUGCCACCCGUCCAAAAAGCACCACAGGACCGUGAAGGUGGCCAAGGUGGAGUACGUACGCAGGAGGCCGAAGCUCCGGGAGGUGCAGGUGCAGCUGGAGGAUCAUCUCGAGUGCGUCUGCACGUCCAAACAUCACUCAGAGUCCCGCAUACACACGGCAGAUAUAAGGUGAGCGUGGCACUGGAUAAAAGAAAGCAGAGGAGGGCCAUGGCAUCCAAUCAGAUAACUCAGACUGCACGACAGCUAUUGAGUGAUAUCAUCUGAAAAGACGAGGCGGAUGUGAACUGUUCAACCCUGAGCGAAUCAGGACAGCCUUUUUGGAUCGCUUUGGACUUUUGAUGCACCUUUAGAAGGCACCCAGAGAGAGACUUUGGUGUUGGAUUAAAACCCAGGGGAACUAAGCACAACAAACUAGAGACUGCAAGGACAGAGACUCGCAGAAAACGAACUUUGAGUCACAGACGUUGAAAUUCUGAUUCUAUGACCUUUUAAAGGAGCAUCUAUCACGACUUUAUGUAUCAAACUGUAUUUUCUCAAGCAAAUAUCUGUAUCAUGUUAUUUUUGUAACUGCCAGUUUUCUAUCAACACUGAUCUUCUCUUGUAUAUGCCGUAGAAUGAACGAGUACAACAAAACACAAUCUGCAGUAACUGAUACUAAUAAAGUGAAUACGUUUUUUGUAUUUGUUUGACAGACAACUGUCCCAAAGAUCAGUAUGACUAUGUGCAUUUAUUACACCGUGUUCUAACCAGGAGCAUUGUGAUAAAUUUAAUCUCUUCUAUGUCUCUUCCUAUCUGAAUUUUCUCUCAACCAACUGUAAACACAGCAAGCGA
Molecule: messenger RNA, 1115 nt
Organism: Sinocyclocheilus grahami
Lineage: Eukaryota; Metazoa; Chordata; Actinopteri; Cypriniformes; Cyprinidae
Product: platelet-derived growth factor subunit A-like
Exons: 5
Coding region: 1-456 (151 amino acids)
Biological process (GO): positive regulation of protein autophosphorylation; positive regulation of cell migration; positive regulation of cell population proliferation
Cellular component (GO): membrane
Molecular function (GO): growth factor activity; platelet-derived growth factor receptor binding
Source: RefSeq, a predicted model, not a curated record